AAGCUAAAAAUCUGACAAAAACAAACCGUCUUCUCUCCACAUGACUCCUCUCUUCCUCUCCUCUUAACUCAGGAGAAUCUUCUCCACUCAGUCCAAGAAACUGCUCCCUGUUUACUCAACCUUCUCUUCACUCCAUUUACUCAACUGAUUUUUCAAUCAUCAAUGUCGGCGCCGGAGAACUUGGAUCCGAUUCUCUAAUUCCGGUAAAUAUUAGCUCCGUUAAGGAAUUUACUGGCGGUUGAUCAAAGGCAAUGUCUCAUUCAUGGGAUGGACUCGGGGAGAUUGCUUCAGUAGCUCAGCUCACAGGCCUAGACGCUGUCAAGAUCAUUGGUCUUAUAGUGAAAGCAUCCAACACUGCUUGGAUGCACAAGAAAAACUGUCGCCAGUUUGCUCAACACCUUAAACUCAUUGGUAACUUGCUUGAGCAGCUGAAGCUCUCUGAGAUGAAGAAGUAUCCAGAGACUCGUGAGCCUCUUGAAGGCCUUGAGGAUGCUUUGAGGAGGUCUUAUAUUCUGGUUAACAGCUGUCGUGACAGGAGCUAUCUAUACUUGUUGGCUAUGGGAUGGAACAUUGUUUACCAGUUUAGGAAAGCUCAAGAUGAGAUUGAUCGGUUUCUUAAGAUCAUACCACUCAUUACUUUGGUUGAUAACGCUCGAGUCAGAGAGAGGUUAGAAUAUAUUGACCGUGAUCAGUUCGAGUACACUCUGGAUGAAGAAGAUAGACAUGUGCAAGAUGUUAUUAUGAAACAAGAAUCCACCAGAGAAGCAGCUUCUGUACUCAAGAAGACUCUCUCUUGCUCAUACCCUAACUUGCGGUUCUGUGAUGCUCUCAAAACAGAGAACGAGAAACUGCAGCUCGAGCUUCAGCGCUCGCAGGAGCAUUAUGAUGUGGCGCAGUGUGAAGUCAUUCAACGUUUGAUUGGUGUUACUCAAACCGUUGCUGAGGUUGAUGGUGGCUCUGAGAAGAAAAGAAUUGACCGUAUCUCAAGCAAUACGGUUGAAUAUUCGUAUGAGGAAGAUUCUCCAAAGAAAAAUAGUAGUCGUGCAGCUUCGAGGUCCACUUCUAAUGUUACAUCGGGGCAUGAGAUGCUUUCAAGAAAAGCAUCACAGCACCAUGAAGAGUGGCAUACGGACUUAUUAGCUUGUUGCUCGGAACCUUCUCUUUGCUUGAAGACAUUCUUUUUCCCGUGUGGUACUUUGGCAAAGAUUGCCACUGCAGCAACUAACAGACACAUGUCUUCAGCUGAAGCAUGUAAUGAGCUAAUGGCGUAUUCUUUGAUACUUUCUUGUUGCUGCUAUACUUGUUGUGUGAGGAGGAAACUCCGGAAAAAACUCAACAUAACGGGAGGGUACAUUGACGAUUUUCUAUCACAUUUGAUGUGUUGUUGUUGUGCUCUUGUUCAAGAACUGCGAGAAGUUGAGAUUCGUGGGACUUAUGGUACGGAGAAGACGAAAGUAAGUCCGCCUCCUUCGCAGUUCAUGGAACAUUGAAUCAUAUUUUCAAUCAUAUACUAAAAAGGUGGAAAACAAUACGACCUAUUAUACCUCUCUGAAUAUGACACAAGAUUCUUCUUUCUUGCUGCUUUGUUUUAGAUCGUUGUUGUGUGUGUAAAUUGGUUGGAGAUUCCCAUUGAAGUUUUCAGUAUAUUGUGUUGUUGUGUAUCAUAAUAGACUACUAUACAGACUAACUAGAUUCUCUUAAUUUACAUUUUACCAUAUGAUGA
Molecule: messenger RNA, 1723 nt
Organism: Eruca vesicaria subsp. sativa (arugula)
Lineage: Eukaryota; Viridiplantae; Streptophyta; Magnoliopsida; Brassicales; Brassicaceae
Source: the annotation of a GenBank genome assembly